AUGUAUUAUAGAAGCUCUCUCUCCUCCUCUCUCUCUCUCUCUUUCUUCCCCUAUCCUCCCACUGUUUCUUUUCCUUCACCUUUUCCUUCACCUUUUCCUCCUCGUCCAUUUUAUGCUAUUGCUUUCUCUCCAUCCCUCGCCUACGUCUUUUUCCUCACCUCCUCCUUCUCUUCCUCCUUCCGUCUUAUUCCCUUCCCUCCUCCUCAUCCUUUUUUCACCGCCUUCCCUUUCCAUUUAUUUUGGUCUUCUACUUUCUUCUUUAAUCCUCCCCACUCUUUUCAUUUAACCUCUUCUUCUUCUUCUCCCACUUUAUCCUUUUUCUCUUUCUUUUUUAUCCUUCCAUCGCUUUCUCCUCCUCCUUCCCUUUCCAUUUAUUUUGGUCGUCUACUUUCUUCUUCAGUUCUCCCCCUUUUUUCAUUUGAUCUCUUUUUCAUCUUCCCCCACUUUAGCCUUUUCGUUUUCUCUUUCUUUUUUUUAUCCCUCCAUCGCUAUCUCCUCUUCCUUAUCCUCGUCUUCUCUUUUCUUCUUCUUCUUCUUCUUCUUCUUCUUCUUCUUCUUCUUCUUCCAAACUCCGCAUUAUUUCUUCUCUUUUUUUCUAUCAUUUUUCCUCCUGUUUUUUCUCUUUCUUUCAGAAUAUAUUUUUUAGGAGAAAGAAGAUCCCAAUGUUGA
Molecule: messenger RNA, 669 nt
Organism: Acanthosepion pharaonis
Lineage: Eukaryota; Metazoa; Mollusca; Cephalopoda; Sepiida; Sepiidae
Source: the annotation of a GenBank genome assembly